UUAUUAUGUUUUAAAUUUAGGAGGCCGUGAAAUUUAAGGAGUGUAUUGAAAUGUUAUUUUUGUUUCGACGAGAGUGAUAGAGAAACAUGAUUGGUUUUGGUAAAUUGCGAGUGAGACAGUUGUUCAGAAGGAGGGAUUGCAUGAAAUAUCAUUCGGGAGUGGGAGUGUUCGGGCAUCGACCGCGGGAGUCAAUCCAAUUCGAGGUACCAGAAGAAGUGCUUGUUAAACGGUACGAGAACUGCCGGGCGCAGCAACUACUCAACGCAUACCGUAUUUACGGCCACUUGCGAGCUGAUAUCGACAAUGUUGACUAUAGAAAGGAGAACAGGAGCAUCAAGGAGCUCGAUUUAUCAAGACACGGGCUAUCGGCCGCAGACGUUAUCGACUCGGGCCUAUUGUACGGGCACAACGGGAAACAGACUGCGAGCGAUCUGCUCGAGGAAUUAAAGCUAAUUUAUUGCGGCCCGAUUUCUUACGAGUUCUCCUACUUAGAGACAGAAGCGGAAAGAGAAUGGUUUGCUCGGCGUGUAGAAAGCGGUACAGAUACAGUAGACAAAGAGAGAAGAAUUGAAAUACUAAAAGAGCUGUUAAAUUCCCAAGCGUGGGAUAAAUUCCUGUCAGUCAAAUACCCAACAGUGAAGAGGUACUGCGGGGAAGGCGCUGAAUCUCUUCUCACUUUCUUUUCGACUUUGUUCCGGCUAACUACCUCAGAAGAGUUAAAGCACGUGGUAAUAGCAAUGGCACACCGGGGCAAGCUCAACGUGCUUAGCGGUCUGAUGCAGUGUCCGCCGGUGAAGAUCUUCCACAAAUUCAACGGCAAUCCGGAAUUCCCGGCCGAAGCAAAUUCUGCUUGUGAUAUAGCCACACAUUUAAGUGCAUCAAGUGAUAUUAGUAUGAACGGCCACACAGUCCGAUUCUCCCUCAUUAACAACCCAUCUCAUUUAGAGGCUGCGAAUCCAGUGUCGAUGGGAAAAACUAGGUCCAAGCAAUUAAAGAUAAUGGAGGGUGAUUAUUCCGAAAGUGAGUCGUCGAGAUUUGGUGAUAAGGUUCUCAAUGUUCAGAUUCAUGGCGACGCAGCGUUCACUGGACAAGGAGUUAACCAAGAAACUAUAAUGCUCUCACAAGUCCCCCAUUUUGAUGUCGGAGGAUCAUUACACGUAGUUGUUAAUAACCAAGUAGGCUUCACAUUACCGUCAAAUAGGGGUCGUUCCUGUCAUUAUGUCACAGACUUGGCGAAAACUAUAGCCGUUCCCGUAAUACACGUAAAUGGUGACUAUCCAGAGCUCGUCUCGAAAGCUACAAACAUAGCGUUCGAAUACCAAAGAAAAUUCCGUAAAGACGUUUUCAUAGACUACAAUUGCUAUCGGAGAUGGGGACACAAUGAGCUUGACGAUCCUACCUUUACAAAUCCUUUACUUUAUAAGCUCAUACAUAACAGAGAUUCUAUUCCUGAUCGUUACGCAGCUGAACUUAUGUCUGAAUCAGUGUUGAGUGAAAAGGACGUCACUAACAUUAACACAGAAUAUACUAUGUUUCUACAAAAACAAUUCGAAUCAGCCACUACGUACACACCAAAGGUAACAUAUUUUCAAGAACAAUGGACUGGAAUGUCUGCUGCACCUGCUGCCGUCGAAGUAUGGAAUACUGGUGUGGAUAAGGAAAUGUUAAAACUUAUUGGACGCGCUUCUGUAACUACUCCUAGUAAUUUCAAUAUUCACGCGCAUCUUGCUAAGACUCAUGUCAAAAACCGUUUAAAUAAAAUAACUCAAGAAAGCGACCUUGACUGGGCAACAGCUGAGGCUAUGGCAAUCGGUUCCCUUCUUAUGGAAGGCCGUCACGUAAGAUUAAGCGGUGAAGACGUCGGUCGAGGCACAUUCUCUCACCGACACGUUAUGCUCAUUGAUCAGCAAAAGGAGACCAUACAUGUCCCUCUCAACCACAUACAUGAAGAGCAGAAAGGAUUUUUAGAGGUAGCUAAUUCGAUUUUAUCUGAAGAAGCAGUACUAGGAUACGAAUACGGCAUGGCGUUUGAUUCCCCGGACAACUUGUACAUUUGGGAGGCUCAGUUCGGAGAUUUUUAUACCGGAGCUCAAAUCAUCGUUGAUACUUACAUCGCGUCUGGAGAAAGUAAAUGGGUACGCAGCAAUGGUCUAGUAAUGCUGCUUCCACAUGGGUUCGAUGGCGCCGCAUCAGAACAUUCUUCGUGUAGGAUUGAACGAUUCCUGCAACUCACCGACAGCUCUGAGACCACUCCCGAUUCCGAAGCAGUAUGCAUGCACGUGGUUAAUCCGACAACUCCUGCGCAAUAUUUCCAUCUGUUAAGAAGACAGAUGAUCCGCAACUACCGAAAGCCUUUAGUGGUGGUAGCUCCAAAAAUCUUAUUGCGAUUAGCUGACGCGACAUCACCACUAUCCGACUUUGAACCGGGGACGCAUUUCAAACCAGUCAUAGGUGAUGCUAUAGCUGAUCCGUUGAGAGUCAAUCGAGUGAUACUAGUCUGCGGGAAACACUACUACGAGCUGAACAAAGAGAGGUUAAAAGCGAAAAUAGACGACGUAGCCAUUUUGAGGGUGGAAUCGCUCAGCCCUUUCCCCCUACAAGCACUGCAACAUGAAGUUGCGAAGUAUAAAAAUGCCAGGAAAUUCAUAUGGAGCCAAGAAGAACAUAGAAAUAUGGGAGCCUGGACAUUUGUUAAGCCUCGGUUUGAGAAUCUUCUAGGCAAAAAGUUACUUUACGCGGGAAGGGCAGAAGCGCCAACGACAGCCGUGGGCGCCUCUAAACUACAUCGUGUUGAGGUUGAGCAUGUUUUGCGAGAACCCCUAUACAAUAUUAAAUAAAAAUUUAAUUAACUAAUGACAACUGACAGUACGUUCAGUAGGAUGAAUGUAAUAAAGUUAUUGAGAUUGGAUUUAGCUCAAAACGCAAAGGGUGUUGGCGUGAUGCAUAUUUAUUCACGACUUAAUAUUUAUCCAAUAAUAUAGAUUAAUUAGAGAAUGAAAACAAAUUUAUUGAUUAUUAAAAACAGUUAUAAAAUUUGAUUGAAAUAUUGACUCUUAAAAUCGAGCUGCAAUGCAUUAAAAUAGAUUUGAGUGUCGCUUUAGAUAUAAAAAUCAUAAAAUUCAAUAUGGCGGACAUACGAGUAAGACGUCAUUUUCGGACGAAGCUAUUAUAAAGCUAAUGAAGUCUGACAAAUGGAGUAAUAUUUAGGAUUCACCAUAAUAAUAUUAAUAUUAGUGUUUUCGAAGUGCUGCAUAUAAUAAGGACCAUGUUUGUGGCGGAAUGCAGUUUGGCAUUUUACUGAGGUAGUCAAAAUCAUUCAAAUUCAAAUUUCAAAUUAAAAAUUCAAAUUUCAAAUCUCUAUGAUAUUUGCCAACCCUUUAUUUGCAAGGCUAAAAAGGCAAAUUUUAAAAAUUAAAAACAGGUUACGCAGUAUUCCAUGAGUUCCUAAACGAAAUAAAUACCUUUUAGGAUGAUGAUAGAAUAUUUUACCUGCUAUAGGGAUAUUCGCGGGCAAAAUGAAUGCCUCUGACGUGAAAAUUAAUGACCUCUGAUAAGUGCAUUUAAACCGCAUUCAUAAGCUUAGUUUGUACUUUGUUA
Messenger RNA from Pararge aegeria (speckled wood butterfly), 3597 nucleotides. Its product is annotated as probable 2-oxoglutarate dehydrogenase E1 component DHKTD1 homolog, mitochondrial. Gene Ontology annotation, biological process: tricarboxylic acid cycle. The record is from RefSeq and is a predicted model, not a curated record. Lineage: Eukaryota; Metazoa; Arthropoda; Insecta; Lepidoptera; Nymphalidae. Gene Ontology annotation, molecular function: oxoglutarate dehydrogenase (succinyl-transferring) activity; thiamine pyrophosphate binding. The coding region runs from base 87 to 2837 and encodes 916 amino acids. The transcript is spliced from 20 exons.